AUGAAGUCAGCUGCUGUAUUACUGUUCUGCCUUGUCGCAGAGUUCAACCUACAAAAUGUGGGUGCAGGAAAACAUGUGAUUGAUGGAACGUCAGAAAACAUUACAGCACAGCUUAAUGUUACGACUACUGUGGAUUCUGUCAGUGGAACACCGGCUCUCUACUCAGGGGAGACAAUUCUCCUUGAGCUUGGUGUGGAAGUUUUGGCUAAUGUCACAGGACUUGCAAUUCAGCUGAACUAUCCUGACAGGGUUUUCUCUUCAGCGAACCAAGGAGUUGAUUUUCCACGUGAAGUUUCAUUUUCAAAGGAAGGCUUUCUUAAUAGUUUCAAUAUCAACAGUGUUGAUGUCCAGGCCACUAACUUAAUUAAGUAUAAUUUUGGUGAUGCACUAGUGGGAUCUGGUUAUGGUUAUUUUACUUUAACAUGGAAAUUCAACAUGACAGCCGAAUUUGUGGAUGAUUUGCCAUUGAUGGAGAUUUCAGCAGUUGUUUAUGAUAGUCUGAACCAGGCAACACCCAUUCUAAAUUUAACCUCAAUCGUGGCAUACCUUGGUGCUGAUUUGAAAGUAAAUAUAAGGUCCAGUUUGUCAGAAGUGGAGGCUGCUGACCAAGUUGAUAUCGUCAUAGAAGUGGCUGUAGGCCUUGAUGCUACAGACCCAGCGGAGGAUACACAAGUCCAGGUCAUGCUUGGUAAUAGUUUGACUGCAGGACCUAUCCAGUACUUUGUCGGUACAUCUCUGGUUGAUAAUUCCUCAUCUGCGGUGAUAAGCCGAGAAGAUCUGGCCUCCACAGGCCUGACAGGCCUGACCCUCAACGCCUCACACUCCCUAUACAUCAUCACUCAGGGUGUGAUUAAGGACACAGUGGAACUGAACCAUGUCAUUCCAAUAAAUGUACACCUGGCUUACUUUGAUGGAAAUCGAUCAGCUCCUGAAAUAAAGAAGACAUUUGAUUAUUUCGGACUGAACACAAAAUCUCCUGUAGUGACUGUUAACCCACCCAAUCUGAACCCUGAGUUACCACUGGGUUAUCCGGUCACCAUGGAAAUCAGCAUUGUCAUGGGAAAGGGAAAACUUACAGGGCUGCAUGUUAAAAUGGAUGGUACCACAGAUACAACUGCCGGUCUGUCCUUGUCUGUUGCUCCGGUUUCCGUUGAUUCCCCAUCCGGUAUCACAGUGACAGACAAACCAGUCGACUAUUCCCGCCGCAGGCGUGCCACGACUGUGUCAGACACAGUGCUUCUGGGAACUUUCUACAACCCAAGCCUUAAUCCUGUUAACACACCUAUCACAAUUACAAUCAGCUUCCGUGUGUCAUCAUCUAACCCUAACCCUCCCGCUAACCUGCCAAUGUCACUCCUAGGUCAGCUGCAGGGUCAGAUGUUUGGAACAUCAACCACAUUCCUGUCCACAAGUGUGACACUGAUCAAGUCUCUGACUCUGUCUAAAUCUGUACAGUUAAUAGAUGGCACAUCGAACCCCAACAAGGUACUGUUUGAGGUUGUUGUUGAACAGCCCUCAUCUUCCAGCCUCUCAGCAUACAAUCUGCGGCUUCGUGACAACUCCUUACCUGGAAUGCAGGCUAGCACUGUGGACAACUUUUUCUACAACAGCGGUCCAGCCGGAUCCAACCUUGUCGUGUUCAACAAGAAUAGAAAUUUCCUCUUCACUGCUCCAAAUUUACCAUCUGGUGAAAAUAUGACCUUGAGGUAUUCAGCCGUUACAGAUGACGAGGAUGAAGUCAAUGAAGAUCUGAAACUUGUGUAUUAUGAAGCGAGUGUGACAUUCUAUACAUAUGACAGUGCUUCCUAUCCACCUGAAGCUGCCAUUGAACUGAAGGGAUAUGCCUGCAUCCUGAGGGAAUUUAUUGUUGAAACAUCAAUUUUCUACCAGCAGGGCUUGGCAGCUCUCACAUUUUUCAUUGCCCUGAUCGUCGGUGCUUUGGUGGUCAUCCUCAUCAUCUUUAUUCUUAUUCGUGUUUGCAAGAAAAACCUCACAGGCUCCAUAACUCCUAAUUCAGCUGUUGAUGACAUGGUGAAAGACAAAGGAAAUCGUCUGUUAGUUGAUUCCUCGUACAUGAGAAAAGGUGGCAAUACCAUAACUGAUUUAAGCAUGGUUGGAGUAAAUGAUAGCAUUGUUUCAGUUCUGGCACUGAAGGAUAAAUUACAGAUGUACAGAGAAAUUGACAACCUGGAUAUCCUGAGUACGAUAACCGUGGAUACAGAGAUAGAGGCCGAGCGUAACAAAUCCAUGAAUGACGCCAGCGUGUUACUGAUCCGGGGAUUGAGAGUCAACAACGAUAUCACCAAGGACACAGAGGACAAAGCAGUAGGGAUGUUUCAAGCUAAUGAGCGCAACCUUGAAAAGAGGUUAGCAGAGGAAUACAGACUGGACUCAAAUAUUAUCUUCAAGGAUAUCAGCAUAAAAAACAAGAAUAAGUUGUCUGAGUUGAUCAAGCAUCAGAGUGAAGAGAAGCGGAGAGUGGUGGAGGAGACAGCUGCCAUGGAGGAGAAGGAUCGCCGUGAGCUGAUGGAUAUGAUGGACCAGCAGCAUGAGUCAGAACAAAACGAGGUCACCUAUAAGCUGAAAUUGGAGCAGGACGAGUUAACAGAGAAACUGAGAAAGGAAUAUGCUGUUAGGAAGAGAAUGGGUUUGAAAGAAUUACAGCAGCAGCUUAUCAACGAAACGGUCAGCCAGGGUAAGCUGAACGAGCAGCAAGCUGAUUGGUUGAUAAAGGAGCACCAGAAGGUGCAGGCGGCCAUAGACAAGAUGUAUGACGAUGAGAUUUCCAGACAGAGAAUGAGUCUGGAGGAGAAACUAGCAAGGAGGAGGGCACUUGCUCAUGCCAGUGAUAUGCAGGAGGAUGAUGAGAGUGAUAUCCUGAACACCAUGGCCGGUCACCAGUUACAGACCAUCAAGGACAUAAAAAAGAAGAGAGCCAUGUCUGCAGCAUCAGCCGAGCAGUACAUUGAGAAGCUGAAGUCUGACAUGUUACAGCUGAAGAAUCAGAUGGACAGGGAGCGGACAAAGCAGGAGCAGGAACUGCAUCAGAGGCUGAGUGCCCUCAAGGCCAAGAAACUAGCUGAACUGGCUAAAAAACAGGAAGAAGAACUGAAUAAUUUCAACAAGAAGAAUCAAGAACAGCAAACAGAUGGUCCUGUGGAUCCGCUGUCAUACAUCGGAGCACGGCAGCAGAAGAUGUCAGAGAUCCGCAGUGAGAAAGAUGAAAUAGAGAGUGAGAUGGACAUGGAACAUGCGGCUGAACUCCAGAGUCUAAGGAAAUCACUGGGUCAGCAGACAGAGAGGCAGAUGCAAACUAUGGAGGACCAGACACUAGAGAAACUCAAGGCAGAAACAGACCUAACAGAUGACCAGGUGAGGAAAAUCCUGAAACAACAUGAACAAGACACAGAGAGAAUGAAGAAUAGUCAGCAAGCAGAGAGAGAGGCUCAGAGACAAAAACUCAGGGAAAAAUUGAUUAAGAAUAAACAGGAAGCCUCACAGAGAAGAGAAGAGGAGCGGUUAGAACAAGAACAGCUCAGAGAACAUGAAACAAAUGUGGUUCAAAAACUCAUCAACAAUCAGCUGUCAAUGAGUGAAGCUGAACGAGACAAAAUUCUGAAAGAACAUGAAAAACAGAUGGUUCAGUUGGAGAACAGUCUUACGCUGAAUAAAUUACGACAGAAAAAAAAUGUUGGAAGAGAAAUUGCAGAAAAAAGGUCACAGCAAAUGGAAAAGCUUCAAAUGAAACAGAAUAGAGAAUAUAAGAAAUUGAGACAAACACUGGAGAACAAUGGAGAAGAAUCUGAUGAAGAAGGCGUGAAAGUUCAGCUGGCCAUGAUGAAACGUCACACUGAGCAGAAACUGGCUGUGAUACAGGGCCAGAGGAUGGACAUUGAUACAGAAUUAGAGGGGAUUCGUAUAGAAAUGAUGAAGGAAAGAGCUGUAGCUUUGAAAGAGCAAGAGGAGCAACUUGGUGCCAUGUUAGCCACUUUGCAGAUGGAGAAGGCCAGAGAGUUGGCAAAGAUAGAGCAGCAACAAAAGGCCAUCAACAACCUGAAGCUGAACCUGAUGGAUGAUCUGACUGAUAGGGGUGUACUCUCUAACCCAGAGUGCCAGAGGGUCAUUGACGUUCAUAAACAGGAGCAAGAAAAUUUGCAGAAAAAGCUUGAUUCCCAGAGAAUCAAACAAGAGAAGGUGUUACGCCAGCGUCUUCAACAGCGCCUGCAGGAAAGAGAGCAAUUGAUUGGUCAGCUGCAAGAAAAGGAAAUAGAAUCUGCAUCACGCACACUACGCAACAAAACCUCAAUAAAAGUGAAGAAGAUGCUGAUGAUGACAAAACACAUGGUAGCUUCAGAGAAAUUCAGGAACCAGAUGGAGCGUGAGCGUGACCAGACAUUAGAGAGUCUCAGACAGCAGUAUGAGGUGAUGAAGAUGAAGGCCAUGCAGGAACAGGAGUUGAAGUUUAUAUCAGGUCUGAUUCGUCUGGGGCGAUUCAGAAAGUCUGAGUUGUCCAAUGUGGUCAAGUUACUGUUCCCUGGUCGAUCUCCUGACGAGGCCAACAGACUACUACAGAUCAUGUGUGAGCAUGCCGACAUGGAGAAGACUGAUCUGGAUAAAGAUGACACAAGUCUUUUGAGUGACACAGCCACCAGCCGAUUGGAGGAGAGAAUCAGAGUUGCAACCUUGACCUCCCCAAUGAACUCAACAAUGAAUUCUACCUCUGGAUCAAUGUAUGGUGAUCUACGCAAAGGAAGCAUGAAGUCUACUGGAAGAAAAGCCAGUCGAGCUAAGCUACGUCGACCUCAGUUGAAAGAUGACAACUUUGAUUAUGAUGAUGAUGAUACUGAUGAUCUGAACAUGUCGUACAAAAGUUUAAGCCGACCAGAGCCCCUAGGACAGGAUCAUAAUGAGGGUUACGUAGAAGCGACGCUUACAUAUGAUGAUGAGUCGUUCCUGAACAGAAGACGGUUACCCGUUCCUCCCCAAGGGGCUUUGGAGCCCAUUGAAGUCAAACCAAAACGCAAGAAAAAGAAGAGCACAUUAAAGAAGUUAGCAAAUCGUAAUGCUGGUUUUCGUGGGGAGGACGAAGCAGAAUACUCAGUGUAACCCAAUAUUAAAAGAUUUUGUGUGGUUUGAAUUGUUUGCUACCCUAGUUUUGCAACUUGUUAUAUAAAUUUUAUAUACGUGUACAUGUGGAACUGUUUCAUGUACCCAGAUAAUUUAAUUUAAUAAAUAAUAAAUAAAUCAGAAAUAUUGUAUAUUUUAUGCCUUGAAUGCUGAGAAAGGAUCAUAGAUUUUUUUAAAAUCAUGAUCACGUCAUAUGGCAGCAGCAAAAUAUUUUUGGUCAUUCCACUUGGCUUAAUUAUGCCCUAUACUGUUAUUUCUGUUUUAUAUUUUCUAAGAUGUGGUACUUUAUAUGCCCCUAUUUUCUUAUACACUAUUAAUAUAAUUAUUUUGCCCUAUAUUUACCUGCACUUACCCUAAUUCUUCAACCUUUUCAACCAUGACUGCGACUUAUUAUUUGAAACAUUUUAAGAUAACUACAGAGCAGGUGUACAGAAAUAAUUUGCACUGUUCUUGGAAAAUCUGCAUC
This is a messenger RNA of Liolophura sinensis, 5593 nucleotides long. RefSeq lists its product as uncharacterized. The record is from RefSeq and is a predicted model, not a curated record. NCBI's taxonomy places the organism in Eukaryota, Metazoa, Mollusca, Polyplacophora, Chitonida, Chitonidae. Gene Ontology annotation, cellular component: ciliary membrane; plasma membrane protein complex. Gene Ontology annotation, biological process: smoothened signaling pathway.